AUUCUGACCGCACAUUUUGGUGACAUCACUAACAGCAGCAAUGGCCGCUUUCCGCAGAGUGGCCUCGUUGGCCGUUAAACUUAACCUGUGCUCGGUGUCAAAAAACGAAUUGGCCGGGCGUCUGGCCGCCUCCAGAGCGCGGAAGUGUCUCACAUUCGGGCUUUGUCUGGCGACGGGAGGCGCCGUGGCACUUUACUUCUACGAGGACAUAACUAACCGCAGAGGCUGGAGGAGGACGAUGGGGACUCACAGCAUCCACGGUUUGCUGCCGUCCAUCCCAGCUGUUGAGGCUAAAGAGAUGGCACAUCCAAUGGAAUUUGAAGAAGGAGAGGUCCACAUGUCGUCCCUUGAGCAUCGAUUCCGUAUGUUUAGCUCUGUGGAGUAUGAAGGACAACUCUACAUGACUCCUCAGAACUUCAUUGAGUCAGUUACCAUGAGUGAACCAAGGAAAAAGAGGCCCUGGAGGUCCCUGACCAAACAGGAGCUGGAAAAAAUUCUAUCAGAUACACCUCCUGUAUGGAGAGGAUCAUCCAAAUUAUUCCGUAAUCUGAGAGAACGAGGUAUCAUCUCAUACACAGAGUACCUCUUCCUGCUCUGCAUCCUGACAAAGCCGCAUGCUGGUUUUAAGAUUGCUUUCAAUAUGUUUGAUGCAGACGGCAACCAGAUGGUGGACAAGAGGGAGUUCUUGGUGCUUCAGGAGAUCUUUCGGAAGAAAAAUGAGAAAAAAGGCCGGAGAGGGGAUGCUGAGAAGUCAGCACAGUUGAGUAUGCAGCUGUAUGGAUAUCAGGUUGCCCCCAUGAACAGCGUGCUAAAAAAAGACAGUCAAGAGUUUGUGGCACGGAGUUACUGGGACGUUCUCAGGCGAGGCGCCAGCCAAAUCCUCUUUUCUGACCUGGCAGAGCGUGCUGAUGAGAGUUUAACCAUUGACACCACCCUGCUGGUCCAUUUCUUCGGAAAGAAAGGGAAGGCCGAGCUCACGUUUGAUGACUUUUAUAGAUUCAUGGACAACCUCCAGACUGAGGUGCUAGAAAUUGAAUUUCUGACUUACUCUAAAGGGAUGGCCACAAUCAGUGAAGAGGACUUUGCCAAGAUCCUCCUGCGCUUCACCAAUGUGGAAAACAUUGGUGCCUAUUUGGAAAAUGUCAGGCACAGCAUCCCUGAUGAAAAGGGAAUUACCUUUGAUGAGUUCCGUUCCUUUUUCCAAUUUCUCAACAACCUUGAGGACUUUGCCAUUGCCAUGCAGAUGUAUAAUUUUGCCUCUCGCUCCAUCGGACAAGAUGAGUUUGCAAGGGCUGUAUAUGUGGCCACAGGUCUUAAGCUGACACAUCACUUGGUCAACACUAUCUUCAAGAUCUUUGACGUGGAUCACGAUGAUCAACUCUCUUACAAAGAGUUUAUUGGCAUCAUGAAGGACAGACUGCACCGAGGUGCCAGGGGAUACAAAGCAAUGGAGCGAGCCAUCUCUUUUAGAUCCUGUCUGAAAAGAGAGCUGGCAAGCAGAUAAGUGAAAGCAAUUCCAUCUGAAGACCACACGCCACACCUUUUUCUGCUGUGUUCCCAAGAGACAAGUGCACUCAUCCUGGAUGGGUGGCAAAGACGUCAUCGACUUGCUGGGUUUAGAACUGUAGAUGGAUACUGGACACACAAGGGUGUAGGUUUGCAUAGGAAUGGUAGGGACUUAACACACUAGCAACUUCUCAGGAUGCUCAAAUUGUCCCCACCAACUUUUAAGCAACCUUAUUUGCAUUAUAUAUUGAGUUCAGUUAUAUUGGUAAAUUAGAUUUCUCUUCCUAUAUGUUGUAAGGAUAGAAUUGAUCCUACCAUUAUUAUGUAAUCAUUUUCAUCAUGUUCAGAUUUACCGUAAUUUUCGCACUAUAAGCCGCAUCUGACUAUAAGUCUCCACCCACCAAAUUUGGCACGAAAACAGCAUUUGUUCAUAGAUAAGCCACACUGUACUACUACUGUACUAUAAGCCGCAGCUGUGCUCACUCUAUAAUGGGAUAUUUAAACCAAAAAUUAUUAACCGGUAACACCUUAUUGACAGCAGCAUCAUACAACUUUCAUAAGACCCAAUGAACCAUCAUUGCUUCAAGAAGCUUCAUUUGGCCAUCAAGGGAGUCCCUUGGGGGAGACAGUCAACCUCUGCUGUCACCUACUGUCAACACUGUUGUUGUCCAACAUGCCUCCUAGCCUGCAUUGCAGCGCUAUUGAUGUAAACAACAAUCAAAAUUUAUGUUAUUUGCUAAUUAUUUUUUCAGUUACUAUUCCAGCUGUAGGGGUGAGAAUCGAGAACCGGCUCCUAUAGAGAACCGGUUCAGUGUGUUUCAAUUCCAUGGUAUCGUUUGGCAGUUUAUCUAACGAUUCUCUUAUGAAUUCCAACCUGCACGAUUUACAUCACAUAACUUACGUACGUUACACACAUUCGAUUGUGCAAGUAUGAGUACAUGAUUAUUUAAAGAGGGAUCACUCACCGAAUAAAAUCUGAUGAGUCGUCGCCGCGAAAUUUUACAUUGAUUUUCACAGGCCAAGUCAUUAUUCGUGAGACUACUUCAAGAAAUGGUGAUUUAAAAAAAAAAAAAAAAAAAAAAAAGUCUAUUAAUGGGUCUAUCGUAUUCCUCGUCGAAUACUCUAUAGGAAAUAUAACAUAUAUAAUAAUAUAACAUGUAUGCAUCUAAAGUUAUCCUAAACGAUUUUAGAUACGUAUACAUUUUUAGUUCAGCUAGAUGGAUGAAAUGUUUUGUAAGAUAUGGAAAUGUUCCACUAAGUAAUUUCAAUAUGUGAAAUGGAUGUGGGUGGCUGUACUUACUUUAUAUUUACACGAAUGUCAUGCAUGCGAGUUUUUAUGGUCUUUAGUACCUCCUCUCAUUUUAUUACUAGAUGAUGUUUGCUGUGAACCCCUUACGUGCACUGAGAGAGCAAUUGUAAUAUGCUCCAGCUAAUUGCUGAUAUCAUAGUGUCAAUCUUUGAAAUAUCACGCGAGUAUACACUAUAUGUUCCAUUGAAAUAUAAAUUAUAAAUGUACGUACUUUUUAAAGUACAAGGGGAAUAAAUCAAGAAUGCAAGAGGUCUGUUUUUUUUUUUUUUUAAUAUUUGAACUUACAUGCAUAUAAACAUCUGCUUCACUAAAGAGUUGACAAAAAAAUUGACACAUACAGAUGCAAUUUACAUUUUCAUUGCAAUAUAUAUAUAUAUAUAUAUAUAUUCUCAUCAGUUUAUUUCUUUUUUUUUUUAAUUGCUAAUUAGUCUUAUUGAUUUCAAUGUAUAGUCUAUUUCUGACUGGGAAAAUGCAAAUAUGGGAGGUUUCUUUCCCGACUUUUGUUUCUUUUGUUUUUGGAGGAAAAAAAAAAAAACUUAGCAUAAAGAAUAAUCAAAUGUAUUAGAUAUUCAAAACUAUUACCUCUGGGGUAAGUGUAGUAACAAAUAAUCGCUAAAUUUAAAUUAUAGGGCACAGUAGAACCGUGGAAAAAAUAGGUUUCAAAUGCAGUCCAAAAUUGUUCAGGCUUCAGUUUAUUAUGCGCAUGCGCAAAGAGCAACCUUACGUAAUACUUUUUAAUUCGAGGAACUUGGAAGUUGAUUGAACACACAUUUUAAAAUUUGCAUUGAGUAUUUAAUGAGUUGAAUUCUUAAAUUCCUUCGUCUGCAAUAUACCGGUAAGACAACAUUUGCCAAAUACCAGCGUAAUACAAAGAAGGCUUAUUGACGAGUAGGACGGAGUGUACUGUAGUUUAGCAAUACCUGUUUUUGCUAACCGAAAAUUUAUCUGUUUUUAUGGUUAUAUUUUGCUUUCCUUCUGUUCAUUUGAUACCUUGACGUUUUAUUUCAGAUUGAUCAAUCUCUAAGGCAAUUUCGAUGUAGAAUUAUAGUUAUUUAGCAUUAUAAAAGCCAAAUUAAUAGAAUAAAUGAUAUUAGUCAUUGCCAAAAGGGUGCCCUCAAGUGUCACAAAAGAAAACUACAACACAGUCACUAAAGAUACUGCGUUUUAGGAUUAGACCUAUUUAUAUUCUGGUUCGUUUUCGCGUUGUAUUCUUGUAAUGAUUCACUGUCUUAUUUUUUUAAUCGUUAAGUUUUAAUGUAAAUAUUAAAUUACAGUGUUUGACCGUUCCGGUGCUCAGCAAUUCCUUUCGCAGCGAAACGUCUCCACAAUGCUCAGCGCGCUUGCGCAAGCAUCCGCACACAAGCGCACAUCGGUUUCAAGCGGAGAGUACUCAAUAUUUUUGUUUUUAUUGAGUUUUUUUUUUUUUUUUUUUUACCUUUUCAUUGCCUCAAAAAUAUUUUUUGCAUGUAUUACCCUCUCAUACUUUUAACCAUUGUGUUUUUGUGGUAGCUUUAAAGCAGUUGACCACAUCAGUCACGUAACGUAUUUAAACCGUCCUUAUUUGAUAUAAUUGCAUUUAAGUGUUUUCUUAAGGCAUUUUUAGUACGUUCUGCCUGUAUGCAUCCAAACAAAACAAGUUGAGAGCGCACGGCAGUACUUUGGGUGUCAAUUUCGACUCAUGCAGGAGAUUUUGGCAGAAAACCGGAACCUGUCUGCAUUGCUAGUUUACUGUCGGAAUGUUUAAACAGAUGCACUGUUGUUUUGCUUUUUUUUUUUUUUUCUCUGUUUAUUUUAAAUGCUGAAACGCAAAAAGGUACAGCUCAACUGUUCCCAGACUUUUGGUGGUAUAUUUAUGUACUGUAUUUUUUUUACUGAGACUCUAGCACUCCUUUCAUAUUUAAAUUAGCGUGAUUUUCUUUUAAAUGAAAAAUCCCCGAACCUCCCGCAAAGCAUUAUGGGUCUUGUAAUUUUGUCGAAUAAUUUAACAAACGUGAUGGUGAAGCGUCCAAAUGACAGUUUUUACGUAGUGUCCGUCAUUUUUCAUAACAUAGAUCGUAUAAUGAGGUUUGAAUAAAUGUCGUUGAAAGCGCGCCCUCUAGGUGAAAAUAGUAUUCUCGCAGAUAACUUGCCGUCGCCGAGCACUGAUCAGGCAAGACUAUACUUUCAGGGAUCAUUUCUAUAGUUCUUGACUUGAGAAAUGUGUUUCUAAAGUGAUUGGUCUCGCUAACCACGAUGAAGAGAGGUGAUAUUCCUUCCUGAGCGUGAAGCUGGCUUUGAAUAAUGAUUCCGGUCAUAAGUUCUCUGCCAUUGAUGAACGUUCGCAGCUUCGUUAAGGAGCAGUGAGGGAAGGAAUAUGAUCAGAGUGGUUACCGUGUAAAGUGAAAGCAAUGUAGUUAUUCGGCUCGACUGUCGGCAAAGUUAAGUAAGAAUAAUCAAUUUUAAAGGAAGUCCCGCUCUUUGGUGGCUGUUAAAUGUAAUUUGUACCUAGUCCUAUAUGUACAGGUGUUCGGCCAUUCCUUACUACGCGGCGAAACGUCCUACACAAUGCUCAGGGCGCUUGCGCAUGCAUUAACACGCAUGCGCACAUCGGUUAGAGGCGGUGAUUACUCACUAUUUUUGUUUUUAUUUAGUUAUUUAGAACCUUUUCACAGCCUCAAAGAUACUUUUUGCAUGUAUUACCCUCUCAUACUUUUAACCAUUGUGUUUUUUUGUGUUAGAUUUGAAGCAGUUGACCACAUUAGUCACGUAGCGUGUUUAAACCGUCCUUAUUUGAAAUAACUACAUUUAAGUAUUUUCUGCUGGCAUUUUUUUAGUACCUUAUUCCUGUAUGCAUCUAAACAAAACAAGUUUAGAGCGCACGGUAGUACUUUAGGUGUCAAAUUCGACUAAUGUAGCACCUUUCGCCGAUGUUUGGCAGAACACCGGUAGAUAACAUAAAUGUUGUAAAGCAAUAAAACUGCUACAUAAAUGAACAGAAAAUUUAUAUUUUUAUUAUGGGUCAAAAUUGUUUAUCGAACUGAUCACGAGACUCGCUUUGUCUGUAAUCCCCCCCCUCACCAAAAUAAAUGAAAAACAAGGGGAUGUUUUUCCUUUGAUUGCAAAUAUUUUUUUUGAUUGAAGCAACCUUUUUUAGGAUUAAAUGAUUUAGACAAAAUGCCCUACACACAAUAUGGCCCAAACACAAAAAAGAUUGCUUCAAAGAAAACGUUUUCAAUGAAAAUUAAGUGUUCAAAUGCAAAUUUUUCAAUCUCAAAUAUUUUUGCGCAUUCAUAUAUGUUUUAUAUGAUUGACAUUUUUCUUUUUUUGAUUUGAAGUGAUUUUUCUUUUUGAAAAUAUAUAUUUUUUGAAGCAACUUAUUUUUUGAUUGAAUAAUGAAGACAAAAACGUCCUAGCCAAGAUGUGGCCCACAUAUCAACAUUACUUAAAUUAAAAAAGUUGCUUGAAUAACAAAAACUUCAAUCCCAAAAAAAAAUUUCAAAGAAAAAUAAUUUUCAUGUGCAUUUUUUUUUUUUUGGUUUCAAUUUUAUUUUUGCAUUCAAAAACACUUUUUUUAAAGCGACUUUUUAAAAAAUUGAAAAUAUAUAUUUUAAUUGAAGCAACUUUUUUUUUUUUUUGACGCAACUUUUUUUGAUUGAAUAAUAAAGACAAAAAUCGACCUCCAUAUGGCUCCACCCAGGGGGUACAUUUUUUGACUGGGGUAACUACAUUGGCACGACACCAGCGGGCGUACAAUAUUUAAUGGUUGACGAUGUUGGCGAAAAGUAUUGCCUAAGCAGCCUGAUUUAGUAUUCCCCCAAACAAUGAUGGGAAAGAAAAACAACUUAUUAUUAUAUUUUUGUAAGGUAAUUUUAUUGCUGGCAAUGCAUUUCGGGGUCAUCAACAUGUUGUCUCCCCCCCC
This is a messenger RNA of Corythoichthys intestinalis (scribbled pipefish), 6713 nucleotides long. It is a transcript of the gene micu3a, whose product is annotated as mitochondrial calcium uptake family, member 3a. Gene Ontology annotation, molecular function: calcium ion binding. The transcript has 15 exons. NCBI's taxonomy places the organism in Eukaryota, Metazoa, Chordata, Actinopteri, Syngnathiformes, Syngnathidae. Gene Ontology annotation, biological process: mitochondrial calcium ion homeostasis; calcium import into the mitochondrion. Gene Ontology annotation, cellular component: uniplex complex. Bases 41 to 1504 code for a protein of 487 amino acids. The record is from RefSeq and is a predicted model, not a curated record.